This is a messenger RNA of Geodia barretti, 1488 nucleotides long. Lineage: Eukaryota; Metazoa; Porifera; Demospongiae; Tetractinellida; Geodiidae. The record is from the annotation of a GenBank genome assembly.
CUAGGAGUAAAGUUUCCCUAAUUCAUUUAUAAAAAGCCAAUGACGUGCCCCCAAGCCCUGACUUCAGUAUAUACUUAAACCUUAAUCAGUGAGUGCACGUUAGCAGCUGAAGCUGACAUCCGGCAAAACUAACGACAAACUAUGAUACAUUCAUUGCCUUGUAACUUAAUGAAGUCUAGGAGCGUAACUCCUAAAACACAGAGAUCUUUGUUUGUUUGUAAGCCCCGUCAAAAUAUAUUCUGCGAAAAUCAUUAGGCUAAAGGGUGUCUCCAAACCUUGUAAAUUCACCAGCAAUUUUUGUCAUAAGUGUGAUAAAAAUAAUCAGCAAUAUGCUAUUAUACUGAUGUAUUAACAGGAACAUUUACCAGGGGUGAAAAGUACACUUCUGCUGCCAUAACUUUGUAAACCAAUGCUAACCCUUAGCUUUAAACAUAGAAGUUGUUAAGAAAUACACUUUCCUGCACUUUUCCAUGAUAGGUGCAGUAAAGUGUACAGGAAAUUGUGCCCUGUACUGUUUUGUAGGAAAUUUUUCAGUGCAAGUGCAAAGGUUAUUCUUCCCAUUGGGAUCGGCUCUUUCGAAUCCACUAAUAUGUGUGUGUGUGUUGUUCAAAAGAUAAUUGUAACAGAGAGAUGAGACAGUCGUGCAAAGUUGAGGUUAGUUUGUGGUGUCUGCAGUAAGCUACAAUUAGACACACGUCACCAUUUAUAACUCCACCAUACACCACUAACCCAUAGAUAAUGGAAUGUGUUAAGCAGACAGCACAUGUACAUAAGAAGUACGUUGUGCAAGUAAAACCUCAACCUUUUUAUAACUGCCUGCAGUACCAUCCUUCUUUCCCAGAUGAAUCUGACACAGAAUGCUGCAAACCUGAACAUCUACUACCAAAGUAUCAAGCAGAAAGGUAUACUCUGAAAAAACCUGCAAGCCAACAAAGUAGGGUUUUCUGACACAGACAAUGACCAAGAAGAAAAAGCUCACGCUUUCCAUGAAGAAAAAAGAACACGAGAGAGAGAGACAGACAGAGAAGGUUGCUCGGGAGGAAUGCAACAGCCACUUCUGGAAGUUCACCAAGAACAUGUUGGGGAAAGGCUGUAUGGCACAGACAUCUCCAGCCUUCACGGCUAGCACGGCACACUCCUUCACUGAGGUCUAUGAGUCAUCUCCUCAUCUCUUCAGCUCUCCAUCUUGGAUGCCUUCUGCUCCUUUUCCAAAACCUAACAGCGCCAUGGAGAUGACUCCCAUCUCCGAGGAGGAGCUGGCCCAUGUUAUCAGUCAAGUCUAAACCACCCUCUGCACCUUCACCUGUGGACCGCAUCCCCUACCUAAUUUUCAAGAAAUGCCCCUCUCUGGGAACUGCCAUUCUAUACCUCUUUAACAGAGAAAUCAUGGAGGGCAGUGUUCCAUUGUCGUGGACGGUGGUGGUUAUCAAGCUUAUCCCUAAGAGCUCUGCACAGGAGGAUCCAUCGUCUCCUGGCAACUUUCGGCCA